This is a messenger RNA of Pseudogymnoascus destructans, 1632 nucleotides long. RefSeq lists its product as uncharacterized. The transcript has 3 exons. The coding region runs from base 1 to 1632 and encodes 543 amino acids. The record is from RefSeq and is a predicted model, not a curated record. NCBI's taxonomy places the organism in Eukaryota, Fungi, Ascomycota, Leotiomycetes, Thelebolales, Thelebolaceae.
AUGGCCCGUCCAAGCAUCACCGGCGACUCCGACCUCAUUGAGGACCAAAUUCAGCGAGAAGCUGAGAGUCAUGGCAAAUCUAACCCAUCCUCUGAUAAAAAGAAACGCAAACGUUGUCGCCAGAGCAAGAGUUCUCGCCAGAGCAAGAGUUCUGAGGAACGUCAUCGCGGAAAGAGCCUCGAUAACAUGAACUCCAGGGAUCAUAACCUUGGCCAUGACGAUGGUAUGAGUAUCGUAGUAGAGAAAGAUCCUCUGGCGUCGAGCCCACCGAAGAAAAGAAAGAAGAACAAGCACCGGGACCAAAGCAGGCUCUACGAAGUGCCAGGGGUUGAGAACCUCCCUGCCAAGCGCAAGACCUCCUAUCGGAUUGCUCAAGAUCUCGCGACAGAUGCCACUCAGGGAGACACCAAUGACGCACCAGCCAAGUCAAGAAAUCGCAAUAACGUCUCCUCUUAUCCGGGGGUUAGCCCGUUCAUGAGUCCCCCCAAAGCUCUCGUUCCACACGCUUCAGCUGCGAAUACUGUCCUCAAAUCUCCUUCUGCGCAGCAUGCUCGUCUGGAUACUAUCCUGAAGUCCUUCUCUCGAAAGGCGGUUCUAAAUGCGGCGGUGGACGACACGGCGGCACAGGACAAUGAGUCCGACGGCUCUCCUUCCCCGCCUGCGGGCCUACAGCCUGCUAUUGUAAAGGUUGAGCACGAAGGCUCGAAGAUAUCUCUCCGUGACAUAGUCAGAGCAUGCGAUUGCAAAGACGGCCGGUUCUCAUGCCCCAUUGAAGGUUGCGGAAAGUCGUAUACCCGCAAGGACUCCCUUGCUGGGCAUAUGCCGAAAGGCCACAGUGACCAGAUCCUGCGCGACAAUGGGGAUAGAACAUAUUCGGUCAUUACCCAGCCGGAAUUAACGGCAGCAGAUAGAAACUUGGAAUCAGCCCGUCGGGAAAUACAGAAGUAUACGAAUCAGGGACGCAACAACAAUGAGGGUAUGAGAGACCAACUUGCCAAAAAGAUCAAGGAGAAGGAAGUUGUUACAGAGACCAAGCUGAAGUCAAAGCCACGAAACGCCGCGACUGAGCUACCUGCCCCAGCCAAGCCUAUCUUCCCAGUCAAGUCUCAGGUCGCAGCUCACGACGUUGAGAUUGAGCGCGACAGCAGUUCUUCUCCUGUUGUUGUUCGGCCUCCGAUGAACCUUCGAUCGCCCAAGCCAAUCAAACCUGCCGUUGGUAACAUUACCACGGCAGAAGUUUCAUACCGUUCGGCGAUGGAAGAUUGGGAAGUUAGCCCAGGGACCGUCAGAACUGCGAGAGACAAAUUUAACUCUGGGGGCCAUGAAGUUGCUUAUUCAGCCCACCAUAUCCGCAACAAUCCAACCGUCACCGAGUUUGCCAAUACCAGCUUCGCCAUCCAAACUAUCCUUGGCGGCCGCAGCUUUGGGUUUCCUCUUGAGACAUUCGUCCGCGUCUGCUACGUGGUAUCUGGUAAACUCCAGGUUCACGUUGAUGGGGCUGAUUUUGCCAUUGGUAAAGGCGGGAUGUGGCGGGUUACUGGCCUUGGGUCUUGCAUUGUUGGCAAUCGAAGCUAUGAGGACGCCGUCAUCCACAUCACUUCUGUCAGAAUUGAGCGAGGAGUGGUGAUUUAA